Molecule: messenger RNA, 3036 nt
Organism: Caretta caretta (loggerhead turtle)
Lineage: Eukaryota; Metazoa; Chordata; Testudines; Cheloniidae
Product: serine/threonine-protein kinase D3
Biological process (GO): intracellular signal transduction; phospholipase C-activating G protein-coupled receptor signaling pathway; protein phosphorylation
Cellular component (GO): cytosol
Molecular function (GO): protein serine/threonine kinase activity; ATP binding
Source: RefSeq, a predicted model, not a curated record
GGUGCCAGUAUCCCCCACCUCGAAGAAGCUGUCGACAAUCUUGUCAGUGGUGGCGGCCUGGGAGCGGAACUGCUGCUGGAGGUGCUCAACUGAUGCCAUCAGCUGCAGGGAUCGCGGAAGUAGUCAAGGUCCAGGGCGAUGAGUUUCAGCAGUGCCUCCAGCACGUACACGCACAGGAAGACGGCGUCCAUGGCGGAGAAGAACCACUCUGAUGGGCCUGUUGCAAAACCAGGAAAAUAUCUAGAUGAGCUGAUGUACCCCUGGAAGACCUCGGCGUACCCCCAGGAGUAUGCAUACCCCUGGCUGAGAACCACUGAGUUAGAUGACAGCUGAGUGGUGACCCAUCAUGUCCAGCACUUCCAUCUCACCCUGUAAGCUCCCUUCACCAGGAACCAAACUUGGGUUCCCUGAGUACGGCUUCCUGGGAGUGUCGGAGAAGAUCAUGCUGUUCCGGCACGACACCGCGUCAGAGAAUGUGCUGGAGCACUUGGGGCCGGACGGUGUGGUGCGCCCUGGGGACCUGAUUGAGGUCGUGCUGUCGGCCUCAGUUUCUUUGGAUUUCACUAUCCGGCCCCAUGUGCUGCUUGUUCACUCCUACAAGGCCCCGGCCUUCUGCGACUACUGUGGGGAGAUGCUCUGGGGGCUGGUGCGCCAAGGGUUAAAGUGUCAAGGCUGUGGGCUGAAUUAUCACAAGCGCUGUGCCUUCAAGAUCCCCAACAACUGCCGCGGUGUGAGGAGGAGCCAGCUGGCCAGUCGCUCACUGGGCGCUACCACCAGCCCCAAGACCCCUGGCCUUGGCCAGACUGUGGGGGGCAGCCUGGAGGAGAUCAGUCACUGGAAGUGGGGCCAGCAGACACAGGGUCCUGUGCUGAUUGGCCGCCCGCUCUGGAAGGACUGGAUGGAUCUGAACCGGGUCAAGGUGCCACACACCUUCCAGGUCCACUCGUACACCCGGCCCACCGUGUGCCAACACUGCAAGCGCCUGCUCAAGGGGCUCUUCCGCCAGGGGUUGCAGUGCAAAGACUGUAAAUUCAACUGCCACAAGCGCUGCGAGCAGUUCGUGCCGGAAGAGUGUGUGGGGGAGGGCCUGGCCCCUGGCACAGCAGAUGGCGAGAGCCCAGAGUGCCCAUCUAGCAAGCCAGAGCCAGUGGAAGGGGAGGCAGAUGGGGAGGGCACCAGUGGGCACGGGCUGGCAGAGGACACAGAGGAGACAGAGCCCAACCCUGGGACUCUAGAGGCAGAGAUGCACACCAGCCUCAGCCCCUGUUUCAGUAGCUACAUCCCCUUGAUGCGGGUGGUGCAGUCCUGCCGGCACACCAAGAGGCGGCGCAGCGCCAUCCUGCUGGAGGGAUGGAUGGUGCAUUUCACCAGCAGGGACCCCAUGAGGAAGCGCCAUUUCUGGGUGCUGGACAGUAAGAGCCUGAGCUUCUUCCACUGUGAGAGCGGAGGCAAGUUCUACAAGGAGCUGCCGCUGUCUGAGAUCCUCCAGAUCCGCCCCUGGGAGGGGCUGACACCCCUGGCCCCCAGUGGGAGCCCCCCCUGCUUUGAGCUGGUGACGGAGGCCCUGGUGUACUACGUGGGCGAGCACAGCAGUGAGCGGGAGCCAGGGCAGGUCUGGGCGAGGGCGGAGGCUGGAAAGGCCUGGGCCAGGGCCAUCCGCCAGGCCCUAUGGCCUGUGAACCCCGAGCCCGACGGCUCUGUCCAGGAGCCCAAUUCUGACUAUGAGUCCCCAGAUGACACGGACAUCAGCCGUUCCUAUCAGAUCUUCCCUGACGAGGCGCUGGGCGCUGGGCAGUUCGGGGUGGUGUACGGCGGAAAGCACAGGAAAUCUGGCCGGGAUGUGGCCAUCAAAGUCAUCGACAAGCUGCGCUUCCCCCCCCGGCAGGAAAAUCAGUUCCGCAAUGAGGUCUCUAUCCUGCAGAGCCUGCACUCCCCCUGCGUGGUGCACCUGGAGUGCAUGUUCGAGGGCCCUGCCCGGCUCUUCGUGGUGAUGGAGCGGCUGCGUGGCGACAUGCUGGAAAUGAUCCUGUCCAGCGAGACUGGGCGGCUGCCUGAACCCCUUGCCAAGUUCCUCAUUGCCCAGAUCCUGUCUGCCCUGCACCACCUGCACUCCCGGAACAUCGUGCACUGUGACCUCAAGCCAGAGAAUGUGCUGCUGGCCUCGGAUGAGCCCUACCCCCAGGUGAAGCUCUGUGACUUUGGCUUCGCCCGCAUCAUUGAGGAGUCGUCAUUCCGGCGCUCAGUGGUGGGGACCCCAGCGUACCUGGCGCCCGAAGUGCUGCGGCAACAUGGCUACAACCGUGCCCUGGACAUGUGGGCCGUGGGCGUCAUCAUCUACGUCAGCCUGAGCGGGACCUUCCCCUUCAACGAGGAGGAGGACGUCAACGAUCAGAUCAAGAAUGCAGCCUUCAUGUACCCCCGGCAGACCUGGGCCAGCAUCUCCCUUGAGGCUGUCAGCCUCAUCCACCAGCUGCUGCAGGUGAAGCUGAGGAAGCGACUGAGUGUGAACAAGGCGCUGAACCACCCCUGGCUGCAGGAUUUCCAGACCUGGCUGGCCCUGCGGGAGCUGGAGACCCAUGUGGGGCAGCGCUACCUCACCCAUCCAAGUGACGACGCCCGCUGGAAGCGCCUUGCCCAUGAGCAGGGGCUGGCCUGGCCAUCAGGGCUCACCACUCAGCCCAGCCUGGAGGAGGAAGGGGACAGCGACAAUACAGGCGAGGGAAGCUGAGCCCUCCCCCAGGACUCACUCAUGGGAAAGAGGGAGGGGGGGCUGGGACCCCUUAGCACAACAUCGCCCCCAUAAACUGAUUUCCCCAAAUUUAGCACCAUGUGGUCUGUGCAGGGUGUGCGCCCAUCUUGCUGGAGCCUGUUCACACGUGGGGGGUGUCACAGGCUCAGAUUCCCCUGCACAAAUGCUUCCCUAGCUCAGACUCUCUCCAGCAUGAAAUCCCGCAUUCUGAGCCACAGGUCCACCAUGGUGCAUGCCUCCCCUUCCCCAUUGAUCCUUUCCACCCUAGUAUCCCCAGUCCACUGCUC